This is a messenger RNA of Tripterygium wilfordii, 558 nucleotides long. RefSeq names its product histone H4. The transcript has a single exon. The record is from RefSeq and is a predicted model, not a curated record. Gene Ontology annotation, biological process: nucleosome assembly. NCBI's taxonomy places the organism in Eukaryota, Viridiplantae, Streptophyta, Magnoliopsida, Celastrales, Celastraceae. The coding region runs from base 77 to 388 and encodes 103 amino acids. Gene Ontology annotation, molecular function: structural constituent of chromatin; DNA binding; protein heterodimerization activity. Gene Ontology annotation, cellular component: nucleosome.
CCGCCAUCAGAAGAGUCUUCUUCGUAGCAAUUCUUUAUCACGAAUUCUGUAGUUACCUAAAAAACUUUCCUAGAAAAUGUCUGGGCGUGGAAAGGGAGGCAAGGGAUUGGGUAAGGGAGGAGCCAAGAGGCAUCGUAAGGUCCUCAGAGACAACAUCCAGGGCAUUACCAAGCCUGCCAUUCGUCGACUGGCUCGCAGAGGAGGUGUGAAGCGGAUCAGUGGUCUGAUUUAUGAGGAAACCAGAGGCGUUCUCAAGAUCUUCUUGGAGAACGUGAUUCGAGAUGCUGUGACAUAUACUGAGCAUGCCAGGAGAAAGACCGUGACUGCCAUGGAUGUGGUCUAUGCUCUUAAAAGGCAAGGAAGGACUCUUUAUGGAUUUGGGGGUUAGGUUUCUAUGCGUUAUUUUGAUGCCAGGGAUCUAGAUGUCUAGAUCUUGUAUUCAAGGUUUUUCUGUUUAAUCUAGAUUGUUCAUCUGUAAUCCCUAAAUUUGAUGUUUCCAUUUGAAGAAAUAUAAUUACAAUUUUAUGAAAAGUUGUCUAUGUUUUGAUUGGCUUUUCA